AUGGUACCCCAGGAAGCUCCUGAGUCAGCGCAGUGCCCGAGCCCUUCCCUGGCCAGCCCGAGUGCCAAGGAUGUGCUUCGGAGGAAGCACAAGAGGAAGAGCCGACAGCACCAGCGCUUCAUGGCCCGGAAGGCCUUGCUACAGGAGCAGGGGCUGCUGAGCCCACGCCCGGAGCCAGGACCCUCCCCUCUGCCUACGCUGCCCGGGGCCCUGCCAGGCGUAGAAGCCACCAGCAGUGCGAGACAGCGUCCGCGGGCUGAAUCUGGAGGUACUGGGUGCAGCAGAAAGCCAGCCCCCAGGGACUCUGCCGGCCCCUUGCCCAGCAAGUGCGUGGCCAUCGACUGCGAGAUGGUGGGCACGGGACCCCGAGGGCGGGUGAGCGAGCUGGCCCGCUGCUCCGUGGUGAGUUACCACGGCGAGGUCCUCUACGACAAGUAUGUCCGGCCUGAGAUGCCCAUCGUGGACUACCGCACGCGCUGGAGCGGCAUCACCCGGCAGCACAUGCGCAAAGCCAUCCCCUUCCAGGUGGCCCAGAAAGAGAUCCUCAAGCUUCUAAAGGGCAAGGUGGUGGUGGGUCAUGCCCUGCACAACGAUUUCAAGGCCCUCAAGUACAUCCACCCUCGGGGCCAGACCCGGGAUACCACUUCCGUCCCCAGCCUCCUCAGCCAGCCAGGGCUCCACGUUCGGAAUCGUGUCUCUCUUAAGGACCUGGCCCUGCAGCUGCUGCACAAGAAGAUCCAGGUGGGCCAGCACGGGCACUCGUCAGUAGAAGACGCCGUGACAGCCAUGGAGCUCUACCGGCUGGUGGAGGUGCAGUGGGAGCAGCAGGUGGCCAGUAGCCUCCGGGCCCCCCCGGAGGACAGAGAGCCCGACAGCAGCACGGACAUGGAGCAGUACAUGGAGGACCAGUACUGGCUGGAGGACCUGGCCCAGGGCACCAGCGGAGAUACGGGGGAGGCGCCGGGCAGACGGGAGUGA
This is a messenger RNA of Rangifer tarandus platyrhynchus (Svalbard reindeer), 978 nucleotides long. The record is from the annotation of a GenBank genome assembly. Lineage: Eukaryota; Metazoa; Chordata; Mammalia; Artiodactyla; Cervidae.